CAAGUGUCUGCACCAGUUCGACACCUGCGUUCGUAGCGUGAACAACUCACGGCUCCUAGUCUGAACCUUUGUUUAGUCAUCAACGAAGGAGCUGGAGAGAUGAUGUCUACAGUGCCCUUCGUUAUAGUGGCUACCGUGACAGUUAUAGUGGCUACAGUGUCCGGCAAAGAAUCGUCACGGCAUGAAAUUCUGCGCGGGCAUCAGAUAUGGCAGCUAUCAAACGAUGUAGGCGAUGUGCCCCUGGAGGUCAUGCAGAAAGGACUCCUGGAUGUUCUGGGACAUUUUGGGACUUCCAAGAAGGUCCGCGUUCCCUUCCAUUGCCUUGAGGAAGCUCAGAGGCUCCUGCAGGAGAAGGGCGUGUCUCGCGAGAUCCUAGUUGAGGACCUGGCCACUUUCUUAGAGGACCAUGAACGUCUGUCCAAACGGUCGGCAACCAUGAAAAGCGAUGCGUACAACUGCUCGCAGCCCCGCCAUGACGACUACAUGACCUUCGAAGAGAUGGAAUGUUUCCUCAAGCGACUGAGCGAGGACAAUCCCCGCGCCAGCCUCACGUCCAUCGGGAAAUCCUUCGAGAACCGAGACCUCUGGAUGGUGCACGUCCGCCCCAACGACCCCAGUGACUCCGAGGAAGCCGGCGCCGUCUGGAUCGAGGCAGGCAUACACGCCCGAGAGUGGAUUUCCCCCGCAGUGGCUCUGCACAUCCUGAAGGAGCUGGUGCAGGAUAACGGCAGCAUUGGUAACUUCGACGUGUACGUGGUCCCGAUGGCCAAUCCCGACGGCUACAACUACAGCUUUACUUCCGACCGGCUGUGGCGGAAGAACCGACGCAUUACGUCUCAACCAGGCUGCGGGGGCGUCGACCUCAACCGCAACUGGGAUUUCCACUACGGCGUGGGCGCUUCGGAAAACGAAUGCAGCGAGGUGUACCGGGGCUCAGAACCCUUCUCGGAGCCAGAGACAAAAGCCCUGCGAGACGCCAUGACAAAGGUGAAGGACCAGCUGAAGGUGGUGAUGUCCCUGCACAGCUACGGCCAGCAGCUGCUCUACCCGUGGGGCUACACCAAGCACAAAACUGCGCCGGACACCAGUGACCUGAUUGCGAGGGGCAAGGUCUUCGCCGACGCUGCAAAAAGCGUCCACAACACGGUCUACAAGGUGGUCAACUCCGCGGGAGACCUAUACAAGGCCUCAGGGGCCACGGACGACUGGGCUAAGGGCGUCCUUGGGGUCAAGUACACGUACACGCUUGAAUUAAGAGACGAAGGAAUGUCUGGGUUUAACCUCGAUCCGAGCCACAUUGUUCCCUGCAGCGAGGAGGUGUGGGAAGGCCUCAAGGCUCUUCUCUAUGAAAUCUCCAAGGAAUAAAACUACUUGAACUUCUC
This is a messenger RNA of Penaeus vannamei (Pacific white shrimp), 1382 nucleotides long. Its product is annotated as carboxypeptidase B. Gene Ontology annotation, biological process: proteolysis. The record is from RefSeq and is a predicted model, not a curated record. NCBI's taxonomy places the organism in Eukaryota, Metazoa, Arthropoda, Malacostraca, Decapoda, Penaeidae. Gene Ontology annotation, molecular function: metallocarboxypeptidase activity; zinc ion binding.